Molecule: messenger RNA, 1674 nt
Organism: Alnus glutinosa
Lineage: Eukaryota; Viridiplantae; Streptophyta; Magnoliopsida; Fagales; Betulaceae
Product: mitogen-activated protein kinase kinase kinase 20-like
Exons: 2
Coding region: 148-1506 (452 amino acids)
Biological process (GO): protein phosphorylation
Molecular function (GO): ATP binding; protein kinase activity
Source: RefSeq, a predicted model, not a curated record
GUUACGUCUUUGCGUGAACCCUACGCCAUUCUCUGUAGUCUCUAGUGCACAAUCGCAAGAGCCACGUUCGUUCAUCGACGGCGGGAUCAGCGGCGUCCGUAUCAUCGCGGAUCCCAGACACCCAAUUGGUUCCAGCCCUCUAAUUUAAUGAAGAGACCUAGAGAGGAGGACGGUGAGCACUCGCUCCUCUGUGGAGAGAUGUCGUGGUGUAGGGGACCGAUGAUCGGAAAAGGAGCUUUUGGGUCCGUAUACAGAGCAGAACUGAAGAAACCCAGACUCAGACUCGGAGGGAGUCGCUUGACAUCGGUUGUGGCAGUGAAAUCAGCAGAUCCCUCGAAUGGGUCUUCGCUUUUGUGGGAAAAGACGGUCCUUGAUGCUCUUCAAGGCUGUCCUCAUGUUCUUCAAACAUUUGGAGCGGACACGACAAAAACGAGGAAUGGAGAUCUGAUAUACAACGUGCUCUUGGAAUUUGCUUCGGGAGGAAGCCUCGCCGAUUUAAUCGUAAAAUCAAGCGGUCAUGGGUUGUCUGAGAGCGAUGUCAGAAAGCACACAAAGUCUAUGCUUGUGGGGUUGAAACACAUUCAUGCUCGUGGCUUCGUUCACUGUGACUUGAAGCCUGAUAAUGUUCUGCUGGUGCCUAGGGCUGAUGGCUUUGGCUUUGAGGUGAAAAUUGCUGAUUUUGGAUUGGCAAAGAGAGUUAACAGUUGCGAGACGCCAUGUUGUAGAGGGACACCCUGGUAUUUAGCACCAGAAUGUGUAAUUUACGGUGUACAAGAGGCCUUCUCUGAUAUAUGGGCUCUGGGAUGCACCGUGCUUGUCAUGCUGACUGGAAAAGUACCGUGGGAAACCAUAACUGGUUCAAAGGAGUAUGAAGAUCUUCUGUCUCAAAUUGGGUCUGGAUCGGUGCCGGACAUUCCGGACGAGAUAUCAAAUGCAGCAAAGGAUUUCUUCAAGUGCUGUUUUGCAAUAAAUCCCAUGGAUAGAAUGACAGCUGAUACGCUGUUAGAUCACCCGUUUCUGUUGGAUUUAGAUGAGACAGAUUCUUCACAUGUUCAAGCAUCAAAAGAAGCUGAAAAUGCAAAGAGGAAUAAAUGUAGUCCCUCAUAUUUUCCUUUUGGGAGUAGAUUCAUACCCUUAUCAUCGGAUUUUCCAUCACAAGAGGCAGAGGUUCCUGCAGAGAUUCAAGUAUCAAAAGAAGCUGAAAAUACUUCUUUUCCUUUAGGGUGUAGCUUGAAGCUACCCUUAUCCUCGGAUUUUCCAUCACAAGAGGCAGAGGUUCCAGAGAUUCAAGUAUCAAAAGAAGCUGAAAAUACUUCUUUUCCUUUUGGGUGUAGUUUCAUACCCCUACCAGAUUCUUUAUCAGAAGAGGAGGGAGAGGAGGAGAUCCAAGAUCAGCCUGCUGAGCAAAUUAGCUUUAGUGCAAUUUUCCCAAAAGCACUCAUGCGGUCAAGGCCUUUAGCUCAUUGGCAACAUCCCUCUACUUUCACGGUUUGUGCCGGAGCCUAGGGAUUGAAUUCAAAAACACCAGUCAAUUUUGAUUUAUACUUGUGAUCAAAUUUUGUAUAGGCAAUAGCAUAUAACACCUCAUUUCAGAGGCUACUUUUUGUAAGUCGGAUUAUGUUUUAUAAUAAUAAUAAUAUGCUUCCAGCAUUUCUCCCACUACAUAGUUUUUGA